This is a messenger RNA of Anguilla anguilla (European eel), 2342 nucleotides long. Its product is annotated as odorant receptor 131-2-like. Gene Ontology annotation, biological process: G protein-coupled receptor signaling pathway. The coding region runs from base 83 to 1021 and encodes 312 amino acids. The record is from RefSeq and is a predicted model, not a curated record. The transcript has 2 exons. Gene Ontology annotation, cellular component: membrane. NCBI's taxonomy places the organism in Eukaryota, Metazoa, Chordata, Actinopteri, Anguilliformes, Anguillidae. Gene Ontology annotation, molecular function: G protein-coupled receptor activity.
UUUAUUCUCUCCAGCUAAAGGAUUCCCUUUCUUCCCUUACAGGUUGUUUCAAUGACCAUGAACCUUUAGUUCACAACGCAACAUGUCAAGCUCUACUUAUUUGUAUACUAACAUCACUACAGUGAACAGGGGGGUGCCUGUUAAAGCAGUACUUUCCAUGACACCAACUUUCUUCUUCCUGUACGUCAACAUUGUCAUGCUGUUUACCCUGAGGUGUAAGGUCAUCUUCCGAGAGACCUCCCGCUACAUCUUGUUCGCCAACAUGCUCUUUGUGGACACUCUGAGCCUCCUUAUCUGUGUAUUUCUGUACAUCCUAGCUGUGGGAAGACUGUACUUCAGUGGCAUUGCAUGCCUGGUUGUGGUGGUUUCUGCAGGCGCCCUCAUGCGUAUCUCCCCACUCAACCUGGCUAUGAUGUCUCUGGAGCGGUAUGCUGCCAUCUGCUUUCCUUUGAGGCAUGUUGAGAUUAUCACAUGCUGGAGGACGGGCGGGGCCAUUAUUGUUAUGUGGGUGGUGGGCUCACUGAAUUCUUUUGCUGAUCUUUUAACUUUUGUGAUGGCCGGAUCCAAUUUCGGCUCCACAUGGGGCUUCUGUUCAAGAAACCUGGUGUUUCCGCUGAAAGUGUACAAUCAAAUAAAUACGGCCUUCUCAGUCAUUUAUUUCCUAAUGGUGGGGGUAAUCAUUAUUUACACAUACAUCAGCAUCACCAUGGUAGCCAAGUCUGCCACUUCAGACAAAAUUUCUGCCACAAAGGCUAAUAAGACAGUGCUGCUGCACCUGUUUCAGUUAGGGAUAUAUCUUGCAUCCUUAUUACAUGAGCCGUUACUUAUCGUUGCAUUUAUGUACAUGGACAGGAUCUCUUUCUUAAACGUACAAUAUGUCCUGUUCGUGACACUGCUCAUCUUCCCAAGAUGCCUCAGUCCUCUUAUCUAUGGGCUAAGAGAUCAGAUUUUCAGUCCCAUUUUCCUAUAUAAUUUCACAUUCAGCUUCAGAGGCACAGUCAAGCCAGUUAUGAGUGCAUAGGUACAAAAUUUCCAAAAUAAUGUAAGAUAAUGUCUUGUCAAUAUUUUUUUACAGUGCAUAUUUGAAAUACAGUGUAAAUAACAAGCAGUUGAUGGAUUGAUUGACUGACUGGUUGACUAUGUACUGACUCAAUGACAUUUCUUCCAAUGCUUUUCAUUUUGCACACUAUAAUAUAAUAAAACAUCAGCACCAGCAUUCCCUCAAAUGCUUAUGCAUGCUUUUCUAUAGAUUUAUAUGACAUUAUAUGUUGACUGAUGCACCCUUGUGGUACAUUGAAUUAGACAUAAUUAGUGCAAGUUGUCCCCAGCACACACAUGUAUAGGAACAUAAAAAUCACAGUUCUCACAUGCAUUAUAACAAACAAGUAGUUGCCAAAGAUGAAUUCUUCAAUCCAAGUUGAUUGUUACACUGAUGACACUAUUCUGUUAACCUAUGCUGCCUCCUUCUCUCAAGUCAUUAAGGACUUUUAUGAGUCAUUUAAUUGCAAACUGAACUGUAUGAUCUUAAACUGGUUUUAACUGCUGGUGAAACCAAAGUCAUGUAUUUUUCAAGGUCAGACUCCAAAUGUCAAACUUCUGAUCCCAUUUUAAAUGUUAAUAGUACCCCAUUUGAAUGGGUUAUUUCAUACAAAUAUCUCUGGAUCUGGUUGGAUGAAAGAAUUGUCCUUUGAGAGUCAUGUUGUUUCUCCAUUGAAAAAAAGUCAAGCUUGGAGGUUAUUUUAGAAACAAAGCAAAAAGGAAACUGCUUGUAGCCACUUAUAAGUGAUUGAUUAUGGUAAUGUUCUGUGUAUGCAAGCAUCAUCUAAAACAUUACAUAGACUGGAUACUGUUUUUCAAAGUACACUCCAUUAUCUAAUGAUAAACAUCUUACCUCCCACUGUAACAUUUAUGAGUUCAUUUCCUGAGCCAUUGUAGAUGGUCUCACUGGCACAUCUUUGCUUACAAAGGCCUUAUUGAUAAGCUUCUGCUCUAUCUUCGGAGAUUUUAACAGGUCCACAUCUAAGCAUAAUUUAAAAUAGCUAAUCCAUUCAUUAAAAACUGUUACUUGUUUUAUAUAAAGCUGAUGUGUUGUCCAUUUGUUUUCUUUCUUUUGUUUUCCAUUUUCAUAACUUACUGUAAUGUUUAUUUGCACCAUUUCGAUAUUGCGUCUACUAAUGUUUGCUUGUCUGUUGCAGGGCACCUCUGAAAAAUUCACCUUGGUGUAAAUAGGAGCUCUCUGUAUAAAUAAAAAUGUACAAAAAUAAAAAUUAUAAAAUGAACUCUUUUUACUAUUCUUCUAUGAAUAUAUAUUACAGUAUAUAUUUUUGUGGGGAUAUAUUUGA